Messenger RNA from Candidula unifasciata, 696 nucleotides. NCBI's taxonomy places the organism in Eukaryota, Metazoa, Mollusca, Gastropoda, Stylommatophora, Geomitridae. The record is from the annotation of a GenBank genome assembly.
AUGGAGAUAAGAGAAAGAGAUAAGCUACAUUCUUUGGUCACGAGAAGGGGGAAAACUGGAGUAGAUCGUGACAGGAGGAAAACUGGAGUAAAUCGUGACAGGAGGAAAACUGGAGUAGAUCGUGACAGGAGGAAAACUGGAGUAAAUCGUGACAGGAUGAAAACUGGAGUAGAUCGUGACAGGAGAAAAACUGGAGUAAAUCGUGACAGGAGGAAAACUGGAGUAAAUCGUGACAGGAGGAAAACUGGAGUAGAUCGUGACAGAAGGAAAACUGGAGUAGAUCGUGACAGAAGAAAAACUGGAGUAGAUCGUGACAGAAGGAAAACUGGAGUAGAUCGUGACAGGAGGAAAACUGGAGUAGAUCAUGACAGGAGGAAAACUGGAGUAGAUCGUGACAGGAGGAAAACUGGAGUAGAUCGUGACAGAAGAAAAACUGGAGUAUUUCGUGACAGGAGGAAAACUGGAGUAGAUCGUGACAGGAGGAAAACUGGAGUAGACCGUGACAGGAGGAAAACUGGGGUAGAUCGUGACAGGAGGAAAAUUGGAGUAAAUCGUGACAGGAGGAAAACUGGAGUAGAUCGUGACAGGAGGAAAACUGGAGUAGAUCGUGACAGGAGGAAAACUGGAGUAGAUCGUGACAGGAGGAAAACUGGAGUAAAUCGUGACGGGGGAAAGUUAGAGGAGAGGAGAGGCUGA